Molecule: messenger RNA, 1180 nt
Organism: Asparagus officinalis (garden asparagus)
Lineage: Eukaryota; Viridiplantae; Streptophyta; Magnoliopsida; Asparagales; Asparagaceae
Product: tetrapyrrole-binding protein, chloroplastic
Exons: 1
Coding region: 1-1035 (344 amino acids)
Biological process (GO): chloroplast-nucleus signaling pathway
Cellular component (GO): chloroplast
Molecular function (GO): tetrapyrrole binding
Source: RefSeq, a predicted model, not a curated record
AUGAAUUCAAACCCGAGGCUCCGAGACCAAUCAAUCUUCCACACACGGACAUCCUACGUGGCACCCCCCACUAACAUUUACAUCCAGAAAAAUCCCACCUCACCCUCCCCAACAAUCACAACCCUCCCUCCGCUUGUCCAAUAUCUUCACACCCCCCCCCCCCACACACCCCCCCCAACCCAAUCUUCCUCUCUUUCCCUCCCUCCCCCUCCCUCCCUCCAUCCCAUUCAUUUCUUAUCCCCCCACUCUCCCUCUUCCCUCUCAAGCAAGCUCCAAUGGCCUCCACAACCACCACUUCACUCUCUCAACUCCCUCCACCAAGCCUUCACCCUCACCACCACACACCACCACAAUCCAUUGUCCCCUCGGAGGCUCUCACUCAAUCUCUCCUCAUCCUCUUCAUCCUCAUCUCUCACUAGCACUAUAACAUUCUCCCUUCUCACCCCAACAAACAAGCUCCACCGCUUCAUCAUCCUCCUCCUUCGACGAGCUUGCCGCCACCUCGCUGCUGCGGACUACCGCAAGGGCAGACGAAGAAACCGCCGCCUCUCAAUCGCCCUCGCGGGCGACUCCGCCAAGAAGCGCGGCUACGUCUUCUUCUGCCGAGCGUCCAAAUUCAUCGACCCCUCCGACCUCCGCGCCAUCGACAGCCUCUGGUUAGCCCACAGCGACGGGAAGUUCGGGUACAGCGUGCAGAAGAGGGUAUGGGAGAAGAAGGCGAGGAGGGACUUCACAAGGUUCUUCAUCAGGGUCGGGUGGAUGAAGAAGCUCGACACAGAGGUUGAGCAGUGGAAUUACAGGAGUUUCCCGACGGAGUUCACGUGGGAGCUGAGGGACGACACGCCCGAGGGGCAUCUGCCGCUGACGAAUGCGCUGAGGGGGACGCAGUUGCUGGCAAGUAUUUUUACGCAUCCGGCGUUUGCAGAGGAGGGAGAGGAGGAGGAAGGGGAGGAGAGCGAUGGUGAGGAGAUGAAGAAGGAGAAGCCAAAGUUAAUGGGAGGGAACAGGACAUUGAAGACUGAUUACUCAUUUUGAGAGAUUUGAGUUUUGUUUGAAGUUGUGUGUGCUUAUUUGUUUUGGUUUAAGGAGCGUUGUUCUAGCAUAUGAGUAUAAUAUAACUGAAAGGAAAAUGAAAAUGCUUUAUGUUCGGUAAGAAAACAGACCUGUCAAAGUUUAUGCA